Messenger RNA from Paecilomyces variotii, 2101 nucleotides. Its product is annotated as putative histone acetyltransferase. The transcript is spliced from 6 exons. Bases 389 to 1915 code for a protein of 508 amino acids. The record is from RefSeq and is a predicted model, not a curated record. Gene Ontology annotation, biological process: regulation of DNA-templated transcription. Gene Ontology annotation, molecular function: histone acetyltransferase activity. Lineage: Eukaryota; Fungi; Ascomycota; Eurotiomycetes; Eurotiales; Thermoascaceae.
GCGUACAUAUAUUUGUAGUGGUCCUGAUGUGUAAGAGUAGAAUGGUGUCGCUCAUCAGCAUAGAAGAGCUCAACCAAGUAGAUUCAAGCAGUACAACUUUUUUCCUUUGACGGAUGUUCAGAUGUAGAGGUGUUAUUGUCCUCCAUGAACUACGGCACGAAUACUUAUGGCUACAAGCGGGUGGCUUUAACUGCAAAGGCGGGAACGGAAGGCGACGCAACAGGUCUCACUUAGGCUUCAAAGAGCCAUUCCCGCAGUGGCGACCCUAGCUAGCAACUUCAACCUCACCAGCAGCGCCAUCUGCAAAAAGUCAUCUCAAUCUCAACCACGACGCCAUUUCCAUCACAAAAAUCCAUCUUUAAUCGAGUAAAAUCAUCUUGCGGACACGAUGGGCGGCAGAGAUUCCCAUGGCGAGGUCUCUGGCACCCCCGAUCCCGUCGAGAAAGGGUUCGCCACCCUCAGCUCGCUCAGAAUCGGUGUAAAGGCUAUGGUUGAGAAGGAUGGCGAGCUUCGCAAAGCAGAGAUUUUGUCUAUGAGACAGCGAAAAGAUGGACCUAAUUUCUACGUCCACUACGUCGACUUCAAUAAACGUCUUGAUGAAUGGGUUCCUGCAUCAAGAAUUGAUUUAUCGAAAGAAGUCGAAUGGCCUCUGCCAGAGAAGCCCGAAAAGAAGAAGACCGGUGGAGCAGGCAAUAAGGCCCCAAGCAAGAAUAAGCGCGCCAGAGCAGACAGCCGAGAUGUCUCUGCGACGCCUGACUUGCUCACGGGCAAGAAUACGAAUGUCGGAAAAGCACAGCGUCCAUCGAAAGCGGGCGGGAAAGAGAAUCGCCUGGAUGAUAUUCCAGCGAACAUCACCGGGUCUGAAUCUGUCUCGGUAUCUGGCACACCCAAGCCUGACUCUGAGGAUAUCGAGAUGGCCGAUGCUAGCUUCACGGAAACCAAAACUCUUAUCAAGGAAGAAGAAAAACAGGACCAAAUGUCCCGUGAAGAAGAGAUCGAGAAGCUACGGACAGGUGGUAGUAUGACGCAGAACCCGAUCGAAGUUCACCGUGUUCGUAAUCUGGAUCGUUUGCAGAUGGGGAAGUACGAGAUGGAGCCUUGGUACUUCUCACCAUAUCCAGCCUCCUUUUCGGAUGCAGAGAUGGUCUACAUCGAUGAAUUCUGUCUCAGUUACUUUGACAACCAGCGCGCCUUCGAACGCCAUCGUUCCAAGUGUACACUCGUCCAUCCUCCUGGCAACGAAAUCUACCGAGAUGACUAUAUCUCUUUCUUCGAGGUCGAUGGACGACGUCAACGCACCUGGUGCCGCAAUCUAUGCUUGCUGAGCAAGCUCUUCCUUGACCACAAAACACUCUACUAUGAUGUCGAUCCAUUCCUCUUCUAUUGCAUGUGCACUCGAGACGAGACUGGCUGUCACCUGGUCGGAUACUUCUCCAAGGAGAAGGAUUCAGCAGAAGGCUACAACCUGGCUUGUAUCUUGACGCUUCCUCAGUACCAGAGACGUGGAUUCGGUCGCCUGCUCAUCUCCUUCAGUUACGAACUCAGCAAGCGAGAAGGAAAACUCGGUUCGCCAGAGAAACCUCUCAGUGAUCUCGGUCUGCUGGGAUACCGACAAUACUGGCGAGAAACACUAGUCGACUUACUCAUGCAACCUGGACGCGAGGCAAUCAGCGAAUACGAACUGGCGACCCUUAGUUCAAUGACUGAAAAGGACGUCCACGAAACCCUGGUUGUUUUGGGCUUGUUGAGAUAUCACAAAGGUAACUGGGUAAUCGUCCUCACCGACGCCAUAAUCGAGCAACAAAAGAAACACCUCGAGAAAGAAAAAGCCAAGGGCGUUCACAAAAUCGAUCCCGCAAGACUUCAAUGGAAGCCUCCUGUCUUUACUGCUUCUAGUCGUACCUGGAAUUGGUAGCGCCUUGCUUCCACUUUCAGCUCUCUCUUUCUCUCUCUCAGUCUCUCUUUUUCAGAGAGAUAUAUACUCAUGUCUGCUCAACAUUUUAUUAUCAUCGGGGCGGUUUUCAUGUCUGUGGGAUUUACCAGCGGGAUGGCGUCCUUGUUGUCUUUUUCUUCUCGUCCUUCGUGCUCGUGGUCGGGUUUG